Sphaeroforma arctica JP610 is the source of this 639-nucleotide messenger RNA. RefSeq lists its product as hypothetical. NCBI's taxonomy places the organism in Eukaryota, Ichthyosporea, Ichthyophonida. The record is from RefSeq and is a predicted model, not a curated record. The coding region runs from base 1 to 639 and encodes 212 amino acids. The transcript has a single exon.
AUGGCAACUCGUUCUGCUUCCGGCGCACGGGAUGGAGCGAUGCUCAUACGUAUCAUGAGCGAAGACGACGUAGAGGUUGAAGCGAUCAAAGUAGCCAGUCCGAGUACACCGAGACCGAUAAGACUCGAUAGUAUAGAUGGCAGCGUUGAAUCGUUAAAUAUUGGCUCCAGUAACAAUAAGCUGUUUGCCAGUACAGAGAACGAUGUGCCACAUUUACUUGCGUACACAUCUGCGGGUGUGGUAGAUUCGGCACCCACAUGCGGGGACUUGUUGCAAGCCAGGCCUGCACUGCACAGACUGAGUGAAACGUCCAUAGAAACAGGAACAGCCACUCUUGUUGAUACACACGCAUGUGAGAAUUCAGAUACGGACAAAGAUACUGAGAUAGAUACAAGGAUGGCAUCAGCAAACAACACGGAUAUAUUAGAUAAGAGCGCCAGUAAAGAUUCAAACACACGACCGCCGGCGUUGGGUACGCCAAGCACGUUUGAUCUGACUGCGGAAGAGGAAAGCGGAAACAAUGGACUGCAAUAUUAUAAGAUAGGUCGUACGUUGGGAACAGGCAGUCACGGGAAAGUCAAGUUAGCUACACACACGCUGUCGAAUGUUCAGGUAGGUCAGGGUGAAUCGCUGCAUUAA